AUGCCUGCUCAGCGCCUUCAGCUCGGCGACCUCACGAACGCCCUGCUGGUCCCCGACGACGACCGCCCCUCCCGCGUCGCCAAACUCACCUCGCUCGCUCAUGCCCUCCCCGACGCCAGCGACCCGCCGACGCCCCAGGACAUUGCUCGAGCGGCUCGCUUGUCCGCUCACUUCGACCAAGAAUCACUCGUUGCCGGACCACUCAACGACGAAUUCAUGACCAACUAUGCUGCCGUCAAGACCUACGAGGGCGAACUCGUUCAGAAGGCCGUCUUCGCCAAGGACAAGAACGUCCUUGACGCAGAGGCGGGAGAGGCUGCGGGCGCGGCGGAGGGAGGCACGACCUACGAGGAGCAAGUCGCUGCCAGCGGCUCUCAAGUCGCCAAGGUGUUGGCGCGCGGGAUCGACACCCUCCUCGACGAGAUGCGCAAGACCCGCAAGGAUGUCGGCAAGAACCGCAAGAUCAUCCGCAAGGUUCGCAAAACUCAGAAGGUUCACGACCUUCGCAUCACGGACAUUGCCAACAAGAUGCGCGACCUGGAGCACGCAACUCGUCGCUCGCGCGCUUCGACUGAUCUGGAUAACCUGAACGCUCCUCUCCCCGCUCGCCCUCCUCUCGGCCCGAUCUGGCGCGACGACUACAGUCCGUCCGUCUCGCCCUCCUCGUCCGACGACUCGUCCGACUCGGAUGGCUCGGCUGGCGACCCGAAACGUCGCGCAGGCGCCGCUGCCGCCUCCGCAGCUCAGGCUCAAGCUGCUGCUCAGGCUCAGGUUGGUGGCGACCGCCGCCGCGGUGGUGGAUUCGGGGGUUUCGGCGGAGCUGCUCGAGGCCGUGGUCGCGGGACCAGGAAUUCGAGCGAAACGCCACGUCGCGCGACUCGCGCUUCGAGCGCCGCCGCCGCCGCCGCCGAGGCCGAGGCCGCCGCCCAAGCUUUCGCAGCUGGCGGCGAGCAGGACGAGGAGGACGACCUGUAUGCGUGA
This is a messenger RNA of Rhodotorula toruloides NP11, 981 nucleotides long. RefSeq lists its product as uncharacterized. The coding region runs from base 1 to 981 and encodes 326 amino acids. The record is from RefSeq and is a predicted model, not a curated record. NCBI's taxonomy places the organism in Eukaryota, Fungi, Basidiomycota, Microbotryomycetes, Sporidiobolales, Sporidiobolaceae. The transcript has 4 exons.